Molecule: messenger RNA, 2109 nt
Organism: Erinaceus europaeus (western European hedgehog)
Lineage: Eukaryota; Metazoa; Chordata; Mammalia; Eulipotyphla; Erinaceidae
Gene: GPR3
Product: G protein-coupled receptor 3
Exons: 2
Coding region: 81-1070 (329 amino acids)
Biological process (GO): G protein-coupled receptor signaling pathway
Cellular component (GO): membrane
Molecular function (GO): G protein-coupled receptor activity
Source: RefSeq, a predicted model, not a curated record
GGGUCGGUGCACAGCCGGCGCAUUCUGGACCUGAGCGGAACCUCCCCGCGGCCCUGCCGCGCCCCGUCCUGACAGGUACCAUGAUGUGGGGUGCAGGCAGCCCCCUGGCCUGGCUCUCAGCUGGCCCAGCCAAUGUGAAUGCCAGCAGCAUGGGCUCAUCAGAGGGGCCCACAGGCCCAGCAUCCCCACUGCCCCCACCCAAGGCCUGGGACGUGGUGCUGUGCAUCUCAGGCACUCUGGUGUCCUGUGAGAAUGCACUGGUGGUGGCCAUCAUUGUGGGCACUCCUGCUUUCCGUGCCCCCAUGUUCCUGCUGGUGGGCAACCUGGCUAUUGCAGACCUGCUGGCAGGCCUAGGCCUGGUCCUGCACUUUGCUGCUGUCUUCUGCAUUGGCUCGGCGGAGAUGAGCCUGGUGCUGGUCGGUGUGCUGGCAAUGGCUUUUACUGCCAGUGUUGGUAGCCUACUGGCCAUCACUGUCGAUCGAUACCUUUCUCUGUACAACGCCCUCACCUACUACUCGGAGACGACAGUGAUGCGGACCUAUGUGAUGCUGGCCCUAGUGUGGGGAGGUGCUCUGGGCCUCGGGCUGCUGCCCGUGCUGGCCUGGAACUGCCUGGAGGCCCCGGCCACGUGUGGUGUGGUAUAUCCGCUCUCCAAGAACCAUCUGGUAGUCCUGGCCGUUGCCUUCUUCAUGGUCUUUGGCAUCAUGCUACAGCUCUAUGCUCAGAUCUGCCGCAUUGUCUGCCGCCAUGCCCAGCAGAUUGCCCUCCAGCGACACCUGCUGCCCGCCUCCCACUAUGUGGCCACCCGCAAGGGCAUUGCCACACUGGCUGUGGUGCUUGGUGCCUUUGCCGCCUGCUGGCUUCCUUUCACCGUCUACUGCCUGUUGGGUGAUGCCCACUCCCCACCUCUCUAUACCUAUCUCACUCUGCUCCCUGCCACCUACAACUCCAUGAUCAACCCCAUCAUCUAUGCCUUCCGCAAUCAGGAUGUGCAGAAGGUGCUGUGGGCCAUCUGCUGCUGUUCCUCUUCCAAGAUCCACUUCCGAUCCCGGUCCCCCAGUGAUGUCUAGUUGCCUCUUGCUGACCCUUCAGCCCUGAUCACAACAGAAAUCCAGAACAUUAGGUCCUCUACGACUUUGUUCCAACUCCCCAGUUCCACACCCCCAAGGCCCAGCUGGUUCUGGAGUUCUAGGACAUUGGGUGUUUCACAGCAUUCUGUUUAGAUCUCUAUAGGGCUCAGCUGGUCCAGUGGUUCUAGAAUGUUCAUGUGGUUAGGGGUCAGGAUUUAACUCAGAAACAUCCCAUAGUCCAGUAGCUCAAAGUUCCUUAUGCUGCUGGGUGUUUCUCAGUGCCAUUCCAAGUCCUUGCUCUUUCCUCUCCCUUGAUCUUGAUCAUGCCACUUUAUUUUUGAGUUUGAAAGCUUAACAACAACAACAACAAAAGAGUCAAAGAGGUUACUCCUCUGAUGCCUACAUAGGGGAGAGAAUUAUCUGUAUAUAUGUGCACAUAUGAAGAGAGUAUUUACUAUUUAUUUAUUUAUGAAUUUAUUUAUGGAUGGUAAGGAGAAAAAAAGAGACUCAUACUUUGAAAUCCAGGCCAUACCAGGGUGCCCCCUCCCCCAAUUCUAAUACCCCUAUUUGUGACCUCAGUUCCUAGAGGGGGAAAAAGGGAGAAAGAGAAACCACGUAUUUUGUUAUUAUUUUUGCUUAUUUUUUAUCAAAGAGAUCAUAGAAACCAGAGCCUUCUCCCCAGGCCUGGCCCCCUCGGGUUUGCUGGGAGAACACACCAGCCUCUGGUUUUUUAUUUUUUUAAGAAGCCAUCACCUGAGCAACCGAGAAUUCCUCUGUGCUGGGGGCCGGCUGCCCUCUGGUGGCCAUCUGGGGAAACCGCAGCCCGGCCAAGCAGCCGGUAUCAGGUCUUGCUUGCAACCCCAAUUCCACUCCGGCCUAGGGUCUGGUGCCACAGCCAUGGCCUCACCCUGCGGUGCCCUAGAGGAGGUAGGGCUUGAGCCAAUGCCUGACCCUGAUGCCAACCAGGGUAUGGCCCUCAGUGCAUUCCCUGUUCCUUUCCACGAUCCAGCCCUCAAUAAACAAAGAUUUUUGUGAUAAA